Messenger RNA from Echinops telfairi (small Madagascar hedgehog), 3019 nucleotides. RefSeq names its product serine/threonine kinase 26 (gene STK26). The record is from RefSeq and is a predicted model, not a curated record. NCBI's taxonomy places the organism in Eukaryota, Metazoa, Chordata, Mammalia, Afrosoricida, Tenrecidae. Gene Ontology annotation, biological process: protein phosphorylation. The coding region runs from base 27 to 1277 and encodes 416 amino acids. Gene Ontology annotation, molecular function: protein kinase activity; ATP binding. The transcript has 11 exons.
AGCAGCGCGGAGCGGGCGGAGCCGUCAUGGCCCACUCACCGGUGGCGGUCCAAGUGCCCGGGAUGCAGAAUAUCAUAGCCGACCCAGAAGAACUGUUCACAAAAUUAGAGCGCAUUGGGAAAGGCUCCUUUGGAGAAGUUUUCAAAGGAAUUGAUAACCGUACCCAGCAAGUGGUUGCUAUUAAAAUCAUAGAUCUCGAGGAAGCCGAAGAUGAAAUUGAAGACAUUCAGCAAGAAAUAACUGUUUUGAGUCAGUGUGACAGCGCAUAUGUAACAAAAUACUAUGGAUCUUAUUUAAAGGGGUCAAAAUUAUGGAUAAUAAUGGAAUACUUGGGUGGAGGUUCUGCACUGGAUCUUCUGCGAGCUGGCCCAUUUGAUGAGUUCCAGAUUGCCACCAUGCUAAAGGAAAUUUUGAAAGGUCUGGACUAUCUGCAUUCAGAAAAGAAAAUUCACCGGGAUAUAAAAGCUGCCAAUGUCUUGCUCUCCGAACAAGGAGAUGUUAAACUGGCUGACUUUGGAGUUGCUGGGCAACUGACAGAUACGCAAAUUAAAAGAAACACCUUUGUAGGAACACCAUUUUGGAUGGCUCCUGAAGUUAUUCAACAGUCAGCUUAUGACUCAAAAGCUGACAUUUGGUCCUUGGGAAUCACGGCCAUUGAACUAGCCAAGGGAGAGCCACCGAACUCUGAUAUGCAUCCAAUGAGAGUUCUGUUUCUUAUUCCAAAAAACAAUCCUCCAACUCUUGUUGGAGACUUUACUAAGGCCUUUAAGGAGUUUGUUGAUGCCUGCUUGAACAAAGAUCCAUCAUUUCGUCCUACAGCUAAAGAACUUCUGAAACACAAAUUCAUUGUGAAAAAUUCAAAGAAGACUUCAUAUUUGACUGAGCUGAUCGAUCGUUUUAAGAGAUGGAGGGCAGAAGGACACAGUGAUGAUGAAUCGGAUUCCGAAGGCUCAGAUUCGGAAUCCACCAGCCGAGAAAACCAUACUCACCCUGAAUGGAGCUUUACCACAGUGCGGAAGAAGCCGGAACCAAAAAAACUACAGAAUGGGGCGGAGCAAGAUUUUGUGCAAACUCUGAGUUGUUUGUCUAUGAUAAUCACACCUGCAUUUGCUGAGCUUAAACAGCAGGAUGAGAACAAUGCUACCAGAAAUCAGGCAAUUGAAGAGCUUGAGAAAAGCAUUGCUGUGGCUGAAGCUGCCUGUCCUGGCAUCGCAGAUAAAAUGGUGAAGAAAUUAAUUGAAAAAUUUCAAAAGUGCGUAGCAGAUGAAUCGCCCUAAGAAACAUCUUAUGAUUGGCUUGUGUUUCAUAUGGGCCCAGAGAAACCCACCAAAGCGACUUCAACCUUAACAGUGCUUAAUUUAGGAGCUCCAUGUGCCUUUUGGAUCUUUGCAACAUAUUGAUGAUGAAAUUGUAGAAGAACCUAUUCAGCUGUUCUGUGAUGGUGUUUAUUAUUUUAUAUUUUAAAAAGAGUAUUUUGUAAGGAGUAACCAAAUACUAUAGUUUCAUCCGUAUUCUAGUAAAUGUUGAGAUACAGUUUUGCUUUUAGGUAGCGUUAUUACUUAAGUUGCUAGGAUAGGAUGAAUACCUUUCAUCAUUAGUUACCUGUACACUCGUGAGACAUGCAGGGUCUCUCAAAGUCAUCCCAAAUUCAACUUUGUAAGUCACCAAACAUGAAAGGCUUUUUCUUUUCAUAGGCAAUCAUAUUCUAAACAGGAGUACUGGUGGGGAGGUUGAAGUGACACAUGUCUUCAUCCAGAUGGUUGUGUUAGCCCUCAGAAAGUAAAGCUGGAAAAGUAUUGGUUCUUCUACCAAGCUGGUUGAAUAUUCCAGGCAGCUCACUGAUUGUCACAUUUGAUAGCUCUGUGUUUGAGACAUUUGCAGGCAACAUGUAGCAAUACAGGUACUUCUUGGUAUGCAGUAUUUACCUCCCAUUUUAGAAGAAACAAUUUACUCUUAUUUAACAUAGUUGGAAACUCAAAGCAAUACCAUCUAUCCCAGAAUGGGUAUUUGGUUAUUCUGGACAAAAAAGUCUGGUGUGGGUUUUUUUGUUUUCUUUUUGUUUUAUCCAACUAAAAUUUCAUGUUAUAUACUUUGAUUUGGGGAAUUUAAAAACGCUGAUAUGAAUAUAACUUACACCAGCAUAUUUUCUCAUUGUGAUAAAUUGUUUUGUCAACUAUUUAUACAUUUUUGUUCCUCAUAAUUAAUAAUGCAUUAGCAUCAUUUCUUCCUUUUUGAAGGGUAUUUAAGUGAGCAUUUUCUAGUUCAUAAGAAAGCCAUAGUAAGUAUGGGUUGGUGUCUUUCUAUUCAAACGUAAGUUAGACUGUACAGUUAAUUUUCAUUGAUAUUUAUGGUACUGUUAAGUGGGUAAUAGUUUUUUUUUAUACCCAGUAUAUAUAUUAUGCCUAAGUUGUGAACUGGGGCUACAUUUCAAUAGUUGUAGAAUUAUUGAUAUUAGUUUGAAUAGUUAAUGUUUUAAUAUUUGCAUCUGCACAAUUGAGUUUCUACACGUCUUUUUAAAAAUCAGAAUCCAGUGCCAAAUGUUAGAAUGAAGAUAGACUUCAAGUUAAGAAGACAGUUUUCUGCCUAAGUGGCCAUUACACCCUCUUUCUUUAAGAUAAUACAAUUAUUACUUGACAAAGAUGUAGUGGUGCCACAUCCCAACAAAGUUAUUUUCAUUUGUGCCUAUACUGUAACAGUCCUUUUGAACACAUUGUAUUUUGAAGUAAUGGUUCAUUAAAAAUUUUCACCUGCUAUGUAACUGAAACUCAAUUACGACUUGUAAUCUGUAGAGAUCUGGAAAUAAUUUUGCAACUCGUUUCAUGGGUUGAAUAUUUUUGUAAAAGUAAAAGCAAUGUUUAUAUAAGUCUAUUUGGAACUUUAAGACACAAGUUUUUAAGACAUCACGGGCAAAUUGUAUGACUUAUUGUUAUUAUAGCUAUUAGACCUAUAAACUGUUUGUAGGUGAAGCAUAUUCCAGUAUUUUGGGAGCUUUAAAAAUAAAUAUUUACAUUUCAUGGUU